AUGCUGAUAUACGAUAUAUUGCCCUUCUGUGUACAGACUCAGCGUCUUAUCAAAAACACGUCUGCUCUGCGCUUUGGCAUCCUUGGCGCAGCGCGCAUCGGGCCAGAAGCACUCUUCAAACCUGCGAAGACACACCCUGACGUCGUCGUUACAGCCGUCGCGUGCAGGGACAAGACACGUGGCCAGCAAUACGCCCAGAAGCACGACAUCCCCAGGACAUUCUCUGGUCCGAAUGCUUACCACGGCAAGUCGUUGCACAUCUAUGCACAAAAGCUAGUCACGGACCCUGAUAUUGAUGUGGUCUACAUAGCCCUCCCGAACGGAUUACACUUCGAGUGGACGAUGCGCGCUUUGGAAGCAGGCAAGCAUGUCCUUGUGGAGAAGCCCUUGACGAACACUGCAGAGGAAGCCCGCCAGAUCUUUGCCCUUGCGGAGGAGAAGGGCCUUGUUGCUCUCGAGGCUUUGCACACCGUGUUUCAUCCAGCGAAUCAUCGCGUGCGUGAAAUCAUCCAGAGCGGCGAGCUCGGUAAAGUCAAGAGCGUGGUUUCCCACUUCAUCUUCCCAAGGUUCAUCUCUCCGCUAUUCUUUGAGAAGGACGAUGUCCGAUUCCACUACGACCUAGGAGGUGGCAGUAUGACAGAUCUGGGCGUGUAUCCCCUCGCCGAGAUCCGGUUCGUGACAUCCUCGGACACCGUGCCGCUCGAAGUGAUCUCCGCCAAGGCCGUCGGGCACCCCAAGGACCCCGAGCGCAUCGACCGUGCCAUGCAUAUCGUAUACGCCUUGCCGAACACGGACGCGACCGCCGAGGUGAAUAUCGACUUCAGCGCGCCCGGCUGGGGCCCAUUCGGCCUGCUGCCGCGAAUGAUGCGCAUAGAUGCGACAAUCAAGCUCGAGGGCGGGAGCAUCUUCAUAUACAACUUCGUCAUGCCGGCCGCGUUCCACUUCAUCCGUGUGACGCCGAAGAAGGGAUCGGGGCGGUUCGAGCAGGUAUACACUUUUAAGGGCGGGAAGGGCGAGAGGUCCUGGUCUACGUACCGAUACCAACUUGAGGCUUUCGUUGAUAAGGUGCGCGGUAGGACUCCGUCAUUCUGGCACGAGCCCAUUAGCUCCAUAUCGGAGCUGGAGACCGUUGAGAGAGUAUAUACCAAGGCUGGCAUGCAGCCGAGACCUGCGUCGGCUUACAAGCGACAGGGGUGAACGCCAGGUAAACGCUACAACACGGACUGACCGGGCUGGCGGGCCCGAUCUCAGUGUAUUCUCUCUCCAUGUAGUUGGAGAUUGGUCGAUACCCUCAUC
Messenger RNA from Dichomitus squalens LYAD-421 SS1, 1296 nucleotides. Its product is annotated as NAD(P)-binding protein. The coding region runs from base 1 to 1197 and encodes 398 amino acids. NCBI's taxonomy places the organism in Eukaryota, Fungi, Basidiomycota, Agaricomycetes, Polyporales, Polyporaceae. Gene Ontology annotation, molecular function: nucleotide binding. The transcript is spliced from 7 exons. The record is from RefSeq and is a predicted model, not a curated record.